GGAAAAUAUAAGUUGUACCUUCGCCGCAAUGUACAACCUCUCCAAGCAACACUCCUCCGCAGCUCCACCGACGAAUUCCACCUGAAAAAUAUCCAACCCCCAAAUUUUCCGGCUGCCUCCGCAACCCUCAACAAUGUCGGCAUCUGCAGAUGACGACUACCCGAAACCCUACUCCCCGCCGCGCUCCGGCGGCGUCGCGGCGGCCGCCACCACGAGCGUCCACGUGACCGCCCUGGACGGCCUGGUGAACGUGAACUCCCUCUUCACCAUCGCCGUCUUCGUCGGCCUCUCCCUCGCGACGCCGGGGCAGCACAGCCUCGAGAACCCCUCCGCCUGCGACGCCGGCGUCGACGUGGCGAAGAAGCUGCUGGUCUUCGAGGUGGUGUCGUUCAGCUUCUUCCUCUUCUCCUCGCUGGUGGCGCAGGGCUUGAAAUUGGCCAUCAAUUUGCUCAAUAGCAAGGACGUGGACGAGAUUUUUAGGGCUCACAUCAAUCUGAAGGUGCUCAGAUUCGGGAUGAUGGCGUCGGCGAUCGGAUCGGUGAUGGGGUGCUUGUUCCUGAUGCUGUCGAUGGUGAAUGUGAUCGAGAUUAGGCUCGGGAUGCUGUCGUGUGGGAGCAGAUCGGCCGUCCACGCCGUCACGGCGUUGAUUGUUUUGGUCACUUCCGCUCUGCUUGUUUACAUCUCCACCGCCGUCUAUGCUUUCCUGCACUGAGCGGGGCCGCGGCGGUGGUGUUACGGUUACAUCUCGUGUUUUAUUAAUUUUUAAUUAAUUCAUUUUCGUUGAUCAAGGUGGAACAUGAGAUGAAUGAAGGGGAUUGAUGUUACCUUUUAUAUUUCACUUUUUCUAAUGCCUUAAGUGCUACUUUUAGUUGA
Messenger RNA from Salvia miltiorrhiza (redroot sage), 873 nucleotides. RefSeq lists its product as uncharacterized. The transcript has 2 exons. The record is from RefSeq and is a predicted model, not a curated record. Bases 134 to 712 code for a protein of 192 amino acids. NCBI's taxonomy places the organism in Eukaryota, Viridiplantae, Streptophyta, Magnoliopsida, Lamiales, Lamiaceae.